This is a messenger RNA of Piliocolobus tephrosceles (Ugandan red Colobus), 3170 nucleotides long. RefSeq names its product iroquois homeobox 2 (gene IRX2). The record is from RefSeq and is a predicted model, not a curated record. Lineage: Eukaryota; Metazoa; Chordata; Mammalia; Primates; Cercopithecidae. The transcript is spliced from 4 exons. Gene Ontology annotation, biological process: neuron differentiation; cell development; regulation of transcription by RNA polymerase II. Gene Ontology annotation, molecular function: DNA-binding transcription factor activity, RNA polymerase II-specific; RNA polymerase II cis-regulatory region sequence-specific DNA binding. The coding region runs from base 67 to 1482 and encodes 471 amino acids. Gene Ontology annotation, cellular component: nucleus.
GAUGGAGGGCGCCGCGCGCCCUGCCCGCUGCUCGGCGUGACGCGGGCCCGGCGCCCCGCGCCCACCAUGUCCUACCCGCAGGGCUACCUGUACCAGGCGCCCGGUUCGCUGGCGCUCUACUCGUGCCCGGCCUACGGCGCGUCGGCUCUGGCGGCUCCGCGCAGCGAGGAGCUGGCGCGCUCGGCGUCGGGCUCGGCGUUCAGCCCCUACCCGGGCUCGGCGGCCUUCACAGCGCAGGCGGCCACCGGCUUCGGGAGCCCGCUGCAGUACUCGGCCGACGCCGCCGCCGCCGCCGCCGGCUUCCCGUCCUACAUGGGCGCACCCUACGACGCGCACACCACCGGCAUGACCGGCGCCAUCAGCUACCACCCGUAUGGCAGCGCGGCCUACCCGUACCAGCUCAACGACCCCGCGUACCGCAAGAACGCCACGCGGGACGCCACGGCCACGCUCAAGGCCUGGCUCAACGAGCACCGCAAGAAUCCCUACCCCACCAAGGGCGAGAAGAUCAUGCUGGCCAUCAUCACCAAGAUGACCCUCACCCAGGUCUCCACCUGGUUCGCCAACGCGCGCCGGCGCCUCAAGAAGGAGAACAAGAUGACCUGGGCCCCGAGGAACAAAAGCGAGGAUGAGGAUGAGGACGAGGGCGACGCGGCCAGAAGCAAGGACGAGAGUCCCGAUAAGGCGCAGGAGGGCACGGAGACCUCGGCGGAGGACGAAGGGAUCAGCCUGCACGUGGACUCGCUCACGGAUCACUCGUGCUCAGCUGAGUCGGACGGGGAGAAGCUUCCUUGCCGUGCCGGGGACCCCCUGUGCGAAUCGGGCUCCGAGUGCAAGGACAAGUACGACGACCUGGAGGACGACGAGGACGACGACGAGGAGGGCGAGCGGGGCCUGGCGCCGCCCAAGCCCGUAACCUCGUCGCCGCUCACCGGCUUGGAGGCGCCGCUGCUGAGCCCCCCGCCCGAGGCCGCGCCCCGCGGUGGCGGCAAGACGCCCCAGGGCAGCCGGACGUCUCCGGGCGCGCCGCCCCCUGCCAGCAAGCCCAAGCUGUGGUCGCUGGCCGAGAUCGCCACGUCGGACCUCAAGCAGCCGAGCCUGGGCCCGGGCUGCGGGCCACCUGGGCUGCCCGUAGCCGCCGCGCCGGCCUCAUCCGGGGCACCGCCGGGAGGCUCGCCCUACCCUGCCUCGCCGCUGCUAGGCCGCCCCCUGUACUACACGUCGCCCUUCUACGGCAACUACACAAACUACGGGAACUUGAACGCGGCGCUGCAGGGCCAGGGCCUCCUGCGGUACAACUCCGCGGCCGCGGCCCCCGGCGAGGCCCUGCACACCGCGCCCAAGGCGGCCAACGACGCAGGCAAGGCGGGCGCGCACCCGCUCGAGUCCCACUACCGGCCCCCGGGCGGCGGCUACGAGCCCAAGAAAGAUGCCAGCGAGGGCUGCACCGUGGUUGGCGGGGGCGUCCAGCCCUACCUAUAGAAGGGCCGAGCAGAGCAAUGCAAGUAAGUGGGCACCCUGGUGCUUCCCAGACCCUCUGGAGCCUCCCAGCACCAGCUUGCUUAAUGUGUUUUUCUUGCUUCUGGUCAUGGGGUUAGAAGACAGAGCAUUUCAAUCUUGUCCAGUCUUUUCUUUCCUCAAGGGGGAAACUAUCUUUUCUGUUUUAUAGAUUCCCUCUUUUUGGCACAAGUUCUAUCACUCCUUUACCUAGGGAAAGAAAAUAUAUAUAUAUAUAUGUGUGUGUGUGUGUGUAAUAUAUAUAUGUGUGUAUAUAUAGUACAUGUAUAUAUAUAUAUUACACACUACUGUUGUUUUCUUUUGAAACAAUAGAUUAUUACAAUCUGGGCAUUCGUAUGCAAUUUAGAGCCAUUUUUACUAUGCUAGACACAUAAUACACACAUGCUUUGAUGAGCUUGGGCUACCAAAACUCGGAGUAGCAAAAAUCUUUAUAGAUGAUGUUUGCAAAAUAAGACUGAAGAGACACAAGGCGUCCUAGUCUUUUAUCAGCCCUUCCCAACCUCCCCUCCACCCAUGUCCAAGUGGACAGGACUCUGACAUUCUCCUGGGGCUCACAACAGCAUCUGAAAAAAUUUGUUGCUUUGCAAUGAGUCAGAAUUACUAAGUAUAGAUCUUGAAGAUAAGAAAGAGGCAGAACCACUUCAGAUCAACUCGUUUUUAUAAUGGUGUUGGUGUGGAACUGAAAGAUUGGGGAUGAUUUGGUUUUUCCUUGGUCCACAGGUAGGUGUCACAAUUGCUUUGAAAAAAAAAAAAAAAAGUCAGGAGGCCAUUCUCUCUUCCCAAGCUCAUAAAUUUACAGAUACAACAAACAGAUGUCUAAAUCCAGACCACAUCUUGUGCCACUGUAAAAGAGAAGGAUCCACACAGCACUGUCAACCCACAGACUCUAACAAUUGGAACAGACUAUUGUUGGACAUACGUGAAUUUGUUGGCAUAGUAUAGUUUCCCCUAUGUAUGUGUGACUUUUGAAAACAAUCUGUUUUUCUCAGGAUAUCUUGAAUUGAUCACUUCAUUGCCACGGUAUAUAUUCUAUAGGUGUGAUAGGAUUUACUGUAAAGUUUAUUUGUAAAAGAUGUACACAGUAGAAAUAAAACGUGAUUGAAGAACUUGAGUACUUCAGAAGUGGAAACAAAUUUGAUAUUUAUUUUUAUAAUGAUAUAAAGCUUCUAGUAAUUUAUGCAAGUUGUAUUGCAAUGGAAUCUAAACUUUUUGUAAAUAAAUUCUGCCUGGUUUUUAUUUGAACAUUGCUGGUUAUACAAUCUUUGUUGGUUGUUUAACACGAAUUCUUUACUAAUUUAUAUCUUAAAUUGUAAAUAAAAACAGACUAGUCUACAAUAAUAUGGUGUUUGGGGCUUAUUUUUCCUAGAAGAAUGAUUUGGGGUGGAGCUCCAGUGAUAACCUCCAGGUGAUCUGAUCACACCUUUUUAAUGAAAAGCUGUGUGAAAUAAACUCUCCUUUCCUGAUCAUUAAAAAAAAAAAAAAAAAUCAGAUGGAAAGGAAGUAUACAAUCAGGAGAAACAUGUGCUCUAGAUGAUUUCUAUAUAUGUAUUGCAAAAAAAAGAAAAAAAAAAGAUUUUUGUGCCCUGAGUAUGCUAAUUACUUGUUAGUGUAAAUUUUUAAAACUUGGCAAAAUAAAAUGAUCUGACACCCUA